This is a messenger RNA of Spirodela intermedia, 861 nucleotides long. Lineage: Eukaryota; Viridiplantae; Streptophyta; Magnoliopsida; Alismatales; Araceae. The record is from the annotation of a GenBank genome assembly.
AUGGCCGACAUGGAACCCGGCGGCGGCAGCGGCGGCGGCGGCUCUCGCUACCUCCACCACCUGCUCCGCCCACCGCAGGCCCCGCCGCCGCAGGGAUCGCCGACGCAGUCCCCGGAAAAUAACCUGAAGCCGCAGGAGGAGGAGGAGCAAGAAGGCGACGACAACCCUACAACCUCCGCCACGCCCACCAGGAGACCACGCGGGCGGCCACCGGGGUCAAAGAAUAAGCCGAAGCCCCCCAUCAUCGUCACCCGCGACAGCCCCAACUCGCUCCGUUCCCACGUCUUGGAGGUCAACAGCGGCGCCGACGUGGUGGAAUGCGUGACGGAGUACGCGCGGCGGCGGGGGCGGGGAGUUUGCGUGCUCAGCGGCAACGGCACCGUCGCGAACGUGUCCAUCAGGCAGCCCGGCGCAGCGCCGCCGGGAUCCCUUGUGGCCACUCUCAGGGGGAGGUUCGAGAUUCUGUCACUGACCGGCACCGUGCUGCCGCCUCCUGCGCCGCCGGGGGCGAGCGGAAUCACGGUCUUUCUCGCCGGAGGGCAGGGCCAGGUCGUCGGAGGAAGCGUAGUGGGUCCUCUGAUGGCAGCGGGGCCGGUGAUCCUCAUGGCGGCUUCCUUUGCCAACGCGGUGUACGAGCGGCUUCCGCUGGAGGGCGAGGAGGAGGCGGUGGGAGGGCAGGUGCAGCAGCAGCCUGCAGCAUCUCAGUCUUCGGGAGUCACGGGAGGGGAGGGUGGCGGUGGAGGCGGCGGCAGUGGCGGCGGCGGGGUCUCCUUCUUCAACCUCGGAAUGAACGCGCCUGCUUAUCCAUUCCCCGGGGACCCUUUCGGGUGGGGCGGCGGCGCCUCUCGGCCACCCUACUAG